GCGUGCGUUAAUCAGUGAAAUUCUGGGCGAGGCAGUUCGUCAAAGGGAGGACAAAUUGCUGAACUUUUCUUCGUGAAUUCCAGCAAAAAAUCGUCAAAAUGAGUGACGAAAAACCAUUUUAUGAGCCUGAAGAUGCUGAGGAGGACACAAAACCCAAAUUUGAACUGUACAUUAAGGCUUCAAGCAUUGAUGGAGAAAUGAAAGGAUCUUGUCCAAUCUGCCAACAGUGGUUCAUGAUUGCCUAUCUCUUGGCUGAACAGAAGAAUGCAAGCUUUAAAGUUUUCACAGUUCAGGCAAAUAACCCACCUCAGACAUUCAAAGACAAGGUCCAAAGCAAAAUAUUUCCAGUAGUGAUUGGAACAAGUGGGCAGAAUGUCAAUGGCCAGGAUAUAACUGGCAUCGUGUAUGACAAUUAUGAUGAUGUGGAAAAAUUCUUUGAGAGUAUAAAUUUUAACUGCCCUAAACUGAAGAGAACGCAACAGGCCAAUAUUGCUAGUCUGAAAAUAUUUGAGGAUUUAUAUAAGAAUUUCAACUUAUUCUUACAAAACCCUAGUUCUGAUGGGAAGAAGCUACUGCACGACCUUAGGAAUUUGAAUAGUCAUUUGGAGAUGAACGAGACCCCAUUCUUGACAGGAUCAACCCUGGCUUAUGCUGACUGCGUUUUACUGCCAAAACUACAGCACAUACGGAUGGCGGGAGAGCAAUACAGGGACUUUAAAAUCCCAGAAGAGUUGACCGCCAUUUGGGAUUACCUGGAACGUGGAUACCAGACCACAGCAUUCAGUGCCACUCUUCCUUCAGAUCAGGACAUCGUCAAACACUACGAGAUGAGGGCUGCUGGGAAAGGCAUCAAGGGACGACCCACAUUACAGAAACAGACAUAUACAAUGACUGUCCCAAAACGUGUACCCACAACAACAGUCAAUGGGGGUGGGGAAGGAGAGGGAUCUAAUGGUAUGGAUGAUGGCGGGGAAUAAAGGAAAUGUUGUACUGCUUAUGUGAUAUAGAACAUGUAUAUCUGCAUGGUGCAUUAAUUAUUAUGGAUGGUUUCAAACUUCUAGCCUUAUGCAAGUUGGAGUUGGUGACAGGGAUGUGCUAGAUGUUUGGGACGUUCCCUUAUAUAUGAUGCAAAACAAAAAGAUAAACUGACCAAUCAGGAAGCUUUUGCAUGUAAAGCCAUUCCUGGGGAAUAUGUGGCACAUUUAAAAAUAAUUGUGUUGUGUUUAAGAACAGAAAAAGAAUUUUAUUUAUAUUUUUGCUAUAAAUUCACAUUUAUGCAUCAUGAUUGUGCAUUUUUGUAACACAGGUUGAAUUUGUUUGCUUUUAUUAGCAAAAAAAAAUAUAUGUAUACUGUAAAAUUGAUUUUAUUAUUUUUAAUGGGACACUUUCCUGCAUAGUGAGGUGUAUAUUUUUAUGUUGAAAUUUGUUGGGUGGUCAAUGCAAGGCAGUUAUGAAUAUUCUGUUAAGUUUGUCAGCUACGUUAUUAUUAUUUACUCUGCAAUGUUGUAUGAUUUUUUUUUUUUGCUUGUCUUUGUCAACUUCUGGUCAUUUUUUUUUUUAAAUAUCCUGUAAAGUUAAUAAUCUAUCAUAAUUAUGACAUUUAUUGACUUUGUUCCUUAUCUAUAACCUCUUACUUGUAAUUUAAAUCAUGUUAAUCUAGAAUAUUUUUAUGAAGUUAAUACGUAGUCAAACUUGAAACAUAUCCAAUCAUUGUGCCUUUUCGUUGAUUUAUAGCACAGAGCUGCAUCACCAAAGAUUUAUGUAUACCUCUUAUAUAAAACGCUAGGAUUGAUAUCGCAAACUAUUAUUAAUAUUGUUAUAAUUACAGUAUGAAUUUUUUUUUCCAUUUUUGUCACAAAAAUGUAUAAACUCUUGCAAACUUGCCAUAGACCUUUUUAACGGUUGAUGUAUUUAGUUAUUUAAUCGACUUGUACACCUCAAUAACAGUUUUUGAAAUGAAUCCAAUCAUAUCCAUGUAAAGGUGACUAAUUUCAGUUCAACAAUGAUUGUAUGACUAUGAUUUUUAAAAAAAAGGACAAAUCUUUAUAUAAAAAUGUUCAGCAUCAAGACAAGAGACUUCUGGCUGUUCAAAAGGGGAAAAAAAUCUGCAAGAUGCCUUGAUUUGACCUUGCAGAUUUUGUCCUUGACGAGUGGCCAGGGUCAUCUUAGUUUAUAAUAAGAACAAGUUCUAGUCUGCUGAACAGAAAUUAAUAAAUUAAUCGGCAAAGAAUUGUAUGACUAUUGUAAAUGAUUUUGUGUGCUUCGUACAUAUUGUUAAUACAUGUAUACAAGGUUAUAAUAAAUGUAUUAUACAGAC
Messenger RNA from Saccostrea echinata, 2317 nucleotides. Its product is annotated as chloride intracellular channel Clic-like. The record is from RefSeq and is a predicted model, not a curated record. Gene Ontology annotation, biological process: chloride transport. Gene Ontology annotation, cellular component: apical plasma membrane; cytoplasm. The transcript has 4 exons. Gene Ontology annotation, molecular function: chloride channel activity. The coding region runs from base 99 to 977 and encodes 292 amino acids. NCBI's taxonomy places the organism in Eukaryota, Metazoa, Mollusca, Bivalvia, Ostreida, Ostreidae.